AUGGACCUUCACCGGCAUCUCAGGUCACCGGCGCUUUCGAUCUUGGUGCUGGCCACAUGUUUCAGUGCGUCGCAGGCUAGACACCACAAGGAAAUGGCCAACAACACCGAAUUCGUUUCAGUAAAUUAUGUGGUGCUGGACGAGCAACCCGACUUGGGGCCGUGGAGCGAUUGGUCAUUACCCAGCUCGUGUUCUCGCUCGUGCGGAGGCGGAGUCGCCUUCCAGAGCAGAAAUUGCAGGCACGGAUCUGCGUGUCAAGGGCCGGCAAAACGAUACUUCUCCUGCAACACGAUGCACUGUCCGCCGGGCUCGAAGGACUUCAGGUCGGAGCAGUGCUCCAAGUUCGACACCCAGGACUUUGGAGGCAAUUUAUAUGAGUGGAUUCCAUACACCAAAGGCGCUAAUGAUUGCGAGCUCAACUGCAUGCCCAGGGGAAAGCGUUUUAACGGAUUUACGACAAAAAUGGUGGACGGCACGAGGUGCAAUGAUGAGACGUUCGACGUGUGUGUUGAAGGCAGAUGCAUGCCCGUCGGCUGCGACUUUUUUCUCGGAUCUUCUCUGCGCGAGGACAAGUGCAGAGACUGUGGGGGCGACAACUCGGGCUGCAUCACCGUCACCGAGAUCAUUUCGUUUGAAACCGACUUAAGUGACGCUGAACCUGGCUACAACGACCUUCUUCUAAUACCCGCUGGAGCAACAAAUAUCUUUAUUAGGGAACUAAAGGACGCCAACAAUUAUCUUGCAAUUAGAAAUGGAAACAAUAGUUUCUACCUGAAUGGAAACUUUAAUAUCAACUAUCCCGAGGAUUUCCAUUUUGCUGGAACUGUUUUCCAUUAUGAGCGCCAGCCUAACAGCUUUUUGCUUGGUUCUGCAGUUAUUCGAGCAUUAGGACCAACGAAUGAGUCACUUUAUAUCGCAUUACUGUACCACGAAGACAGGAAGGGAGAAGGCAUUGAGUACGAGUAUAGUUUCUCCAAGGAAGAGCAGUCAGACGAUUCAGACCACUACUUUUGGGUUACGCACAAUUUCUCGGAGUGCAGCUCCCCGUGCGGAGGAGGUAGUCAAAACCGCACGCUGGGUUGCGCCAAGAAGAGCGACAACUCGGCCGUGAGCCUGCGACUGUGCAACCCGGUCAAACGACCCGCUACAACACAGAGGUGCAACGAGGAGACCUGCGAUCCCGAGUGGUUCGUCAGUCUCUGGAGCCAAUUCAGGCGGGUUUACUGCCUGCAGAAAAUUAGCAACAGGAUGACGGUGAUUGAGGAUGACGUGUGCGUCAAGAAGCAUGGCGAGAAACCAAUCGCUACUCAUCAGCCGUGCAAUGAAGAGCGAUAG
Molecule: messenger RNA, 1335 nt
Organism: Cloeon dipterum
Lineage: Eukaryota; Metazoa; Arthropoda; Insecta; Ephemeroptera; Baetidae
Product: papilin-like
Exons: 12
Coding region: 1-1335 (444 amino acids)
Biological process (GO): extracellular matrix organization; proteolysis
Cellular component (GO): extracellular matrix
Molecular function (GO): metalloendopeptidase activity
Source: RefSeq, a predicted model, not a curated record